This is a messenger RNA of Chaetomium fimeti, 701 nucleotides long. RefSeq lists its product as uncharacterized. Bases 47 to 388 code for a protein of 113 amino acids. The transcript has 2 exons. The record is from RefSeq and is a predicted model, not a curated record. Lineage: Eukaryota; Fungi; Ascomycota; Sordariomycetes; Sordariales; Chaetomiaceae.
CCUCAACACCAAUUCAUGAGCAUCACGAGAUUUUGGGGAUGGAUGAAUGGACGCGCCAAUGCCAAUUUCUUGGGUAUAUUUCGCUUUUGGAUUUAAGUUGCUUAGCAUCCUCCUUCUCGAGCUCUCCUUAAUGACUACCUUACAAUUUAAGUCUGCAGCCCGCCUACGUACUUUAUCGUUGGUUCCCGAGAAACACUCCCAAUGGGGCGCAUGGGCACCUUCUGCAUUUUGCAUUUCCACCCGCUUGGCAAAUGUCCUUCGUUUGUUCUCCACGAAGCAGCAGUUUGACAGGAAGAUGGCUGUUUGCCAUAUACGUGGAAAUAUACGCAGCUACGGACUCAUCCAUUAUCGCCUAUACCGCCGCAGAAGGACCAGAGCUUCACAUUGAACAGUCUCCACAUGCAUUACUCUACCUUAUCACCUCGUAGGCAAAAAAAGCCGAACUCCAAAGUGCAGAUGCCGGUCGACCAUGGAAACCUCAAAUCCUCCGGUCGCUGUGACGGAAUGAAAGCUAUCCUCAGGGCUAAAUGAACUGCAUUUACUUUAUUUAUAUUUUGUUCCAUUUCUUUUGCUCGACUUCUUUUGCUUAAUUUCCUUCUAUUUGUUGUUUUCACUUGGUUUCUUGCUUUCCUUUCGAGUUCGGCCUUUUUGGCCAGAGGGUGCUUAUCGAGCCCGGGGCACCUAACCUACAGUAGAAGAUG